AUGUGCCACCAGAAUGAAUUCCAGUGUCAAUCAGAUGGCAACUGUGUUCCUGCUAACUGGGAAUGUGAUGGUCAUCUUGACUGUGCAGAUGGCUCAGAUGAACAUCAUAGAUGUCCUGCCAGGACCUGUCCUCCAUCUCUUUUCCGCUGUGAUAAUGGCAACUGUGUCUAUCGAGCAUGGAUCUGUGAUGGUGAUAAUGACUGCAGGGAUAUGAGUGAUGAGAGAGAUUGUCCUACUCAACCCUUCCGGUGCCCCAGCUGGCAGUGGCAAUGUCCAGGUCACAGUAUCUGUGUGAAUCUGAGCAAAGUAUGUGAUAAUUCUGCCGACUGUCCUAAUGGAGCUGACGAAUCCCCGUUGUGCAAUCAGGAGAGCUGCUCUGACAAUAAUGCCGGCUGCACUCAUGAGUGUAUUCAAGGACCCUUUGGAGCACAGUGUACUUGUCCUAUUGGAUACCAGCUUGCAAAUGACUCCAAGACCUGUGAAGAUAUUAAUGAAUGUGACCCUCCAGGCUUUUGUAGUCAGCAUUGUUACAAUGAGAGGGGAUCUUUUAGGUGUUACUGUGAUGAAGGAUAUAUUCUAGAAACCAAUGGGAAGACUUGUAAAGCAGCAGAGUCUGUGAAUCUUCUUUUGCUGGUGGCAAGUCGUAACCAAAUCGUUGUGGACAACAUCACCUCUCAGUCACACAGUAUUUAUUCUCUAGUUCGGGACGGGAGAAAUAUUGUUGCUAUUGAUUUUGAUUCAAUGACAGAUCGUAUCUUUUGGUCUGAUACAACAGAGGAUAAAAUUUGGAGUGCUUAUCAAAAUGGGACUGACAGAAAAAUAGUGUUUGACAGCGGUGUCACCGUGACUGAAAGUAUAGCAGUAGACUGGGUAGGUCGCAAUCUUUACUGGACAGACUUUGUUCUGGAAACAAUUGAAGUCUCUAAAAUGGAUGGGAGCCACAGGACUGUGCUGAUUAGUGAAAAUAUAACGAACCCAAGGGGACUAGUGUUAGAUCCCAGAACUGAUGCUCAUAUAAUGUUCUGGACUGACUGGGGCCAAAACCCUCGAAUUGAAAAAGCCAGCAUGGAUGGCAAAAUGCGAACAGUGAUUAUUAACAAUAAAAUCUACUGGCCCAAUGGACUCUCCAUUGAUUACCCCAACAAACUUCUCUAUUUUGCUGAUGCUUAUCUUGAUUAUAUUGAUUUUUGUGAUUACAAUGGAAACAACAGACGACAGGUGCUUGCAAGUGAUUUGAUACUGCAGCAUCCACACGCUCUGACUGUCUUUGAAGAUUUUGUGUACUGGAGUGACCGCUAUACUAAUCGAGUAAUUCGGGCCAAUAAGUGGCAUGGAGGAAACCAAACAGUUAUGAUUUAUAACAUUCACCAGCCUUUGGGGCUUGUGGCAGUCCAUCCUGUAAAGCAACCUAAUAGAUGGGUGCUUUCUCCUGAUAACAGGAACUGCAUAAGAGUUGAACACCCUUUCCUUAUUGCUGUAAGAGAUAAUAUAAUUUAUGGAAUUUCUCUGAACCCUGAGGAGAAGACGAAUGAUGCUAUGGUUCCAAUAGCAGGAGUUCAGAAUGGUGUUGAUGUCGACUUUGAUGACUCCGAACAGAUGAUUUAUUGGGUUGAAAAUCCA
Molecule: messenger RNA, 1620 nt
Organism: Antrostomus carolinensis (chuck-will's-widow)
Lineage: Eukaryota; Metazoa; Chordata; Aves; Caprimulgiformes; Caprimulgidae
Product: low-density lipoprotein receptor-related protein 2-like
Exons: 8
Biological process (GO): receptor-mediated endocytosis
Cellular component (GO): signaling receptor complex; apical plasma membrane; plasma membrane
Molecular function (GO): calcium ion binding; protein binding; hormone binding
Source: RefSeq, a predicted model, not a curated record